CAACCCCCGACCGGCGCCGACGUCCAACUCCGGCGACUCCAGCGUCAUGUCCCUGGACGUGGUCGACGAUGGGUGUUCCGCCGAGGCAGUGCGCCAGGCAGCUGACGGCAUCACAGCCGACGACCCCGAUUUCAAGGACACUGUGCCCUACCUUAACAGCGUGUCAGAAAGCUUGAAAGACGAGUGUUUGAAGCAGCUGAUAGCACUGAAGCAAAAGCUGCUUCGGGAGUUUGCUGAAGUGUUGUGUCUUAUUGAGAGGAAGUACACGCUCAAGUACGCUGAAAGCUUAUCUGAGGCUCGAGAACAACAAACAGUGGCACGAUACUACCAAAACACCGCCGAAAAGCAGAAAAAGAUCAUAGAGAAGAUGGCGGACGCCCUGCAGCGCCGCCGCGUCCGCUACCAGCUCGCCAGGUGUUUCAAUGCCUGGCAACGGAUAGCCCGCAACGCGCGGAAGGCGAAGGCGAGCGCCGAGGACAGCGAUGAAGUGCGCGACAAGGCGGGCGGCGACAGCGACUGCAUCGACAUCGAGUACAUGAGGACAGAGGAGAUAGGCAACAAGGUAUACGAGAGGAAAUUGAGCGCACAGCUCAGCAAAGCAUUCGAGCAGGAGGCGCUGGCCAAGGAGUGCCGAAAAUACCACGCGGGACCGCCCUGUUCGGGGAAGGUGUGCAAAUGCAAACGGCAAACAGAGAGGUUACGCUAUAGACGCGUGGAGCAGCUGGAGUGCGAGCUGGAGCAGGCCAGGAGGAGAGAGCAGAUGCUGCUCGAACAGAAGCACCAGGCGGAGGCCAAGUACCGGCAGGCCAUCCUCCACGGCAUGAACUUGGGCAAGGCGCGGGACGACAGCCAGAAUGACAGCCCUGCCUCCGAAUGCCUGGGCAUGAAGACCACCACCGUGUGCCGACGACGCGUGGAGAGCAGCGACUCGACGCUGCCGCCGGCGCGCGACGACUGA
This is a messenger RNA of Pollicipes pollicipes, 958 nucleotides long. RefSeq lists its product as uncharacterized. The coding region runs from base 47 to 958 and encodes 303 amino acids. The transcript has 8 exons. The record is from RefSeq and is a predicted model, not a curated record. NCBI's taxonomy places the organism in Eukaryota, Metazoa, Arthropoda, Thecostraca, Pollicipedomorpha, Pollicipedidae.